Messenger RNA from Syngnathus acus (greater pipefish), 2197 nucleotides. RefSeq names its product membrane bound O-acyltransferase domain containing 7 (gene mboat7). The record is from RefSeq and is a predicted model, not a curated record. Gene Ontology annotation, biological process: lipid modification; phosphatidylinositol biosynthetic process. Lineage: Eukaryota; Metazoa; Chordata; Actinopteri; Syngnathiformes; Syngnathidae. The transcript is spliced from 9 exons. Gene Ontology annotation, molecular function: lysophospholipid acyltransferase activity. The coding region runs from base 112 to 1527 and encodes 471 amino acids. Gene Ontology annotation, cellular component: membrane; mitochondria-associated endoplasmic reticulum membrane contact site.
UUUAACGUCACGAAACCAGAAGUACUUUCCCUGUCAGUGGAGACUUGUUGUGAAUGCCAAAGCAGGGCUUGGUUCGUCUCCAUUUAACACCAGUCCUCUUCCGCAGCAACAAUGUCUCCCGAUGAGCUGGUGUACUUGGGAGUCCUCGCAGCCUCCAUCCCGCUUGGAUUCCUUUUCCGUUACCUCAGUCCUCCCGUAAAGCAGGGGGCUGCUAUGCUCCUGGGUCUCUCCAUUACGAUCACUACCUGCCAAGUGCACACACUCCACUCUUUAGUGACAGUGAUUGGAACCUGGAUUAUUAUCAAGAGCAACUGGAGGCUCGCUCCUGCCUUGAGUCUCACCUGGACCUUUUUAUACCUCCUCUUCUUCCGGUUGGUCACAUGGUUUGGUUUGCCUGCGCCGACACCUUUUGCCAACGCCAACCAGCUGCUUCUCACGCUCAAGAUGGUGAGCCUAGCCAACGAGGUGCACGGCUUCCACGUGGAGAAGAAGAAGGAAGUGAGCUCCUUCAGCAGGUCUUCGGCGGUUGGUCGUCUGUCUCGGGAGCCGUCCCUGUAUGACAUCUUGUCGUACAGCUACUGUUAUGUGGGUGUCAUGACAGGCCCGUUCUUUCGCUUCCAAACUUACACCGACUGGCUGGAGCAGCCCAAACCGCUGGCCCUGCCCGGCUGGGAGCCGUGCCUGCAGCGACUGAAGCUGGUGCCCGUCUUCGGUGCGCUCUUCCUGGCCGUCAACUCCGCCUUCCCACUGGCUUACGUCCGCACCGACGAGUUCCUGGAUCACAAUUUCUUUUUCAGGUUCUUCUACAUGAUAGUGGUGUUCUUCGUGUUCAGGAUGCGCUUCUAUGCCGCGUGGUGCGGCGCAGAGGCCGGAUGCAUCAGCGCCGGUCUGGGCUGCUAUCCAGAACGGGCUCAGUGCAAACCGGGCGGGGGACCCACCGUCAGCUACAGCCCCGAGUCGCUGGCUGAGGAGACAUACGACUUUAAAACCAUCCAGAACAUCGACUGCUACAACACGGACUUCUGCGUGAAGGUGCGGCACGGCAUGCGUUACUGGAAUAUGACCGUGCAGUGGUGGCUGCAUCACUACAUCUACCCCAACGCCCCCUUCAAGUCCUACGCGCUCAGGGCGGGCUGGACCAUGUUCAUUAGCGCCUACUGGCACGGUCUACACGCCGGAUACUACCUGUCCUUUCUCACCAUCCCGCUUUGCAUCGCCGCCGAGUCGGCCAUGGAGGCGUCGGUGCGAGCCCGACUGGGCCCCCGCGGUCAGAGCGUCUUCGACUGGGUCCACUGGUUCCUGAAGAUGCGAGCUUACGAUUACAUGUGCAUGGGCUUCGUGCUGCUCAAAGCCUCCGACACCAUCGCCUACUGGUCAUCCAUCUACUUCGCCAUGCACUUGCUGGCCGUCGGCUGCAUAAUUGUGGGCCGGGCUCUCGGGGGAAGCAGGAGAGCAGACAAGAAGACAGACGCUGAGAAGACGGAUAAGUCAAAAAUUAAUGGCGAUAAGAAUGACAAACAUGACUGAAUGGAAUAUCGCUUGAUUGAGCUGGAGUUUCAUUUCGGUGGUGCCCUGAGAUACAAGUGAGCCACCAUACGAGUUUAUCAAGAUACGAGCUGCCGCUGUGCUGAUUUUUGGUGACGUUGAACUCGACGCAAUCCAUUUCAAAGGAAGCUGUGGUUCCAUCAAAGAAGGGUUCAAGCAGUUUAUUGCCAUUCCCUGUUGAACUAAACGUGAAACAAAAAGAGUCACAUCACUUUGAAUUUUCAUAAAAUCAAUUAUGGGUCAAUUUGAGCUCUUUCAAAAUUGGCAAAAAGCGGCUGAUUCGAACUCAUUUCCACCGCUGUAAGAUUUUAUUCAUACUUCAGGAGAAAGCACUGUACAACAGUCAAAUGUUCUGUCUGUAAUUUAUAUAUUUUAUUGUUACAAGUUUUAAGGGACCCAAAAAAAAAUGAUUCAUUAGAUUUUCUUUCAAUUACUUGAUUAUAGAAUUUUAUUUUGCCAAAUAUCAGAAUCGGCCUAAAAAAAUUCCAUAAUGGUUAAUCACGCCCUAAUUAUUACGGAGUCAGUUUUGAAAUUUUUUUUGUGUCUGUAUUAAACUGCCUCCAUGUGGUUGUAGCUGAAGAAGCACAAUCUCCAUCAGAACGUCAUGAAUGUGAAAAUCAAAAGUUUUGUAAAUAUCUAAGGGUCCAAGUCA